Molecule: messenger RNA, 1368 nt
Organism: Rubroshorea leprosula
Lineage: Eukaryota; Viridiplantae; Streptophyta; Magnoliopsida; Malvales; Dipterocarpaceae
Source: the annotation of a GenBank genome assembly
AAUUGCAAUUUUUCAGAGGAAUGAAAGUUAAUUGGUUCUCAAUUUUUUAAAAUUCAUGAUAAUUUGAUUGUUGAAUUCACUCUGCUCGUUGGGCAUGGCUGCUCUGCUGUACUUUGAUGAAAUCAAUCCUUGAACAAUUGACAUCCUUCUCACUACCCAUAAUGCUUUUCCUGCCUUUCCUUUUGGUUUUUGCUUACUUAUAUUUAAGCUAUAACUUAGUUUUAAUUUUGUGAUUGAUUUCUCUAUGUUUGAUAUGAUUGUCCUUUUGUUUUGAAACUUUUUACAAUCUUUAUUCUUAAAACUUGAAAUCUGUUGUUGAGUGUGGAAGGGUUUGAACUUUGAAGCCUAGCAAAAAAAACUGUAAUUUAGAGGUUCUUACCUUUGCUUUAUUUGAAUUCAAACAAUUCGAUAAUGGAAUCUAAUUAGCUUUUCCUUAUUAAGGAUUUGUGUUUUGUAUGAAAUCCAAGGGGGUGAAGUGCAGAGGAGGAAAUGGCAACAAUACCGAGGCCCUUGAUUUGGGAAAUAUGAAGAAGAGCAGCCCUUUUUUAGUGAGACAGUUCGGCGGAGGAUCUGGUAGUGAUCAAUUCAGCAAAGAGAGCAACAAUCUUUAACAUCUCAACCCCUACAACUACUUUAAAAUGUCCUCUCUCUCUCUCUCUUACUGUUUUGUGAAUGUGAAUGUGAAUGCAGUGGUGAAGGGUAGUCGCAAGAGAUUUCCUUCCUUCUAAGGAAAAAUGAUCAGAGUCGAUGGACGGAGAGAUCGCCACCGACAAAGAUUCCAUUGACCUCAGGUUUUAGUGCAGAGGGUUGGAUCAUGGACAAUCGAGCGGGUUAAGUGAAAAAAGUUCGAGUUUGUGCUGGUUACAGAGCAUAUCCAGUGAAACCUACUUAGAGAUGGUCCUUCUUUGAAGAAAAUCUCGGAUACCACUAAUGCUGUUGGCUCUUGUAUUUUGGAUGCUUUCUUUGUGUAGUUUUGUUUGUUUCAAGCUUAUCUUAGAGGUCUUUCAGGUUUUUUGGGUUUUAAUGCUUGCAUUUAGUUUGAUGGCCUUCCUGUUAAAUUGCUGGGCAGGAGUUACAUCAUUAGCAAAGCAUUUCUUGGGUCAAUUUUACAUUGUUGCUGCUGUGUUACCUGUUUAUAAUCCAUUAUGGCAAUCUUCCAGUGGAGCAAUGAGAUGAGUUUAAAUUUUAUGGUGAAGUCUUACUGAUUUUCACAGGGUAGAGAAUUAGGCAUGUUUGUUGGUUCAGGGAUGACUUUAUGUAAUCACAAGUUUUGUUGGUUCUAUAUAGCAAACUUGCUGCAACUUAUGAUGCCAUGGGUAGAUAGAUAACUGUUAUCUCCUCCAACAUGGCACCAUUCUUUUUUUUUUU